AUGGCAACAGAAACUUUAGUAACUCCAGAAACUACAAAAAAUGAGGGAAAACUUGUUGAAAAUGUAGUGGAAGAUACAAUUGUUGAGGCAGAAGAGCCGAACUUUACUUUAGCGAUCAAUUUUCCACAUUUUCCUGGCAAGACAUAUGUCAUGGCAAAUGCUAGUGAACUUGUACAAGAGGUUAAGCAAUGGCUAAUUGAUUCACCAGAAACAUGCAUCUAUACUUGUUUCUCUCUGUGUUUAAAUGGUAGACGCCUCGAUGACUAUAAGGAACUUCAAGAAGAAGGCAUCACUCAAGAUUCUCGUAUUCACGUUAUCCAUGUGCGCGAUUUGCUUGCUGGACCAUUCAAACAAGUUGCAUCAUCUGUUGGAAUAGACCCAGGAUUAUCAUUUUUUACAGCAGUCACUGGCAUAAAUGUUAAAACAAAUAAUGAACAAUCCGAAGAAAAUGGCAAAUCUAAAGAAGAUAGUGAAGGUCCAAAAACACCCUUUACUGAUUAUGACUUUACAGCUCCAUCUCUAUCAAAAUUUAUCCCAGAUAACUUUGGUCGACAUAAAAUUAAGUGUGUUGAAUCAUUAUACCUUUCUGGAUGGAACCCUGUACCGUUUGAGCGUCGUCGGCGAGGUGAUCUACUUUACUUGAUUGUAUCAACUAUCGAGGGUGAAACAUUACAUAUCACAGCAGGGGUGGAUGGAUUUUUUGUGAAUAGAUCGACUAUAAAAAAUUUUGAUUUCAAUCCUCGGACAGAACUUCAAAUAUAUCAUGCACAUUCUCUCAUUACACUUCUUCAAGGGCUUUCUCCUUCAUUUCGUACUAAUUUUAAAAUCUUGCAAGACUUUAUUGGUGCUCAUCAUCCAUUCGAGACCAUACCUGUUAACACUUGUUUUCCUGCCUAUCCAUGGAUUGCUAGGCAAUCUAAACAUACUUAUGAUAUGGGUCGUGCAACUGAGAUAUAUUUGAAUUUCGGCAUGGACGCCGUUGACUCGCUUCGAGACUGGAAUGAUGAAUUUCAAUCUCAACGAGAAUACCCACGGGUUGAGUUAAGAGAUCGGGUGUUACGCGAAAGACUCAUUAAUAAGAUUCAAGCUGAUUUCACUGAAAGCGCAGUCAAGGGUGCCAUCGCUGUUAUUAAUGGCAAUGUCAUUCCUUUUAAUCCUCGUGACCCUGAAGAUGAACACAUGUACGUAUACAACAACAUUUUUUUCAGUAAAGCAUUUGACACGAGAGGUACAUUCUCAAAACUUGGUGGGAACGACGCUGCGCAUGUAGCCACCGGAAAAGACAUGGAAGGAAUACGAAUUGUGAAUUCUAUUGACAUAGAGGGGUUAUACACACUUGGUUGUGUUGUUAUAGAUUAUAAGGGUGUUCGCAUAGUUGCACAAACUAUUGUACCAGGAAUCUUCAGGCGUCAAGAUGAUUCUUCUAUUGUAUACGGUUAUUUUGACAAUGGACGUGAUGAUCCAAAAUUAUGUGCUAAUCCGGAAUUCCACGAAGUAGUGGGGAAGGCUGCAAAGGCGCUUCAUCUUGCAGAGCACAGCGUUUGUGACACAAAAGGGACAACUGUGAAACUUUACACUUCUUUAGAAACAAAGGGCUUGAUGGGUGAUGACGGACGGCGGUAUUUGUUUGAUUUAUAUCGUCUCAACCCGGUCGAUAUAGAAUUUAUAGAGAAAGAAUGUGAGCCUAAAGAAGAGAGUGAUAUCCCCCCAUAUCCUCACAGACUAGUGCUGCUUAGGCCAGAAUUGAUAGAAUCAUAUUGGGAUUAUAGAUUUCGUCUAUGGUUGCAGGAUAAGGCCAACAAAGAAAAAGAGGCUGGAGAUUCGACUAAGGAAGCUGUGAUCUCGGAAAAUGAUGAGUUUAAUUUGGCUUUUAAUCCAGAUGCGUUUACAAAUUUUAAUAUUCCGAUAGGAGAGGAGCAUGCCGCAUGCAAAGCUGCAGAUGAAGAAAAUGUGCGAAAUGCGUCAAAAUAUUUAAGAGAUACUGUUAUUCGGAUGUUGAUUAUAGAAUUUACUACUUUAGCUGUAUCUCCUGUUGACGGGAUAUCUCUUACUACAACGAUGCACCGCCGGGGAAUCAAUAUGCGGUAUUUGGGAAUGAUUGCAAAUAUUAUUAAUGAAUCUCAGGAUCACAAAUUAGAUCAUAUAAAGCAUUUGGUUAUACAUGAAAUGAUAAUUAGAGCGUCAAAGCGUAUUCUCCGUAGUCUUCUUCGCCAAAUAACGAAUACAUACAUCCCAUAUUGUAUUUCUCAUUUCUUGAAUUGCUUAUUGGGCACAGAUUUUAAUAUGAAUCCCCAGCCUUUGGUACCAGACUCCGUUAAUGAUACUAAAAAUCUUCGAUACGAUUAUCUUACCCUUACACCAUCAUCACUUUGUCGACAAAUUUGCGAAACGGUACUUAUACGUUACCGUUAUCGACUUCCCGAAGAUUUCAUUAAUGCUCACGUUCGUAAAUUACCGAUGCUUAGAGAGAUAUGUCUACGAAUUGGUGUGCAAAUUACAGUUCAAGGGUAUCAUUUUUUGAAAAAGAAAUCCAAAAAGAGAGUUACUACUUUUAUACCUGAUGAUAUAUUGAAUCUUAUUCCAACGAUCAAGCAAGCAACACCCAAAUGUGCUUUUGCCGAAGAAACUUUUGAAACUGGAAAACUUAGUAUAGCACAGGGUAGUAGAGAUCUUGGUGUGGAUCUCAUGUUACAAUCACUUGCAUUACAUGAGCAAAGUUAUGGUUUUCUACAUCCGGCAACAGCAAGGUGUUACUCAGCGUUGGCUAUGUGCUUUUACCACAAUGAGGACUUGGAAAUUGCUAUUGACUUCCAGAAAAAAGCAGUUAUUGUUCUUGAAAGAACUUGUGGUGUUGAUAGUGUGGAUGCUAUUCAUGGUUAUCUACAUCUUGGUCUUUUUGAAAAUGCUAUUGGCCACACCGAAUUAGGUCUCAAAUAUAUGCGGCAUGCUAUGUAUUAUUGGGAGAUCAUCUUUGGGGAUUUGCAUCCUGAUGGUGCUACAGCAGAUCAUAACGUCGGAAUUAUGCUUCAAAACAUGAAAGACUACGAAGGUAGCAUAAAAUUCUUUGAGCGAGCAAAGAAUACAAAUGAAUUUGUUUUUGGAAAAAAUAACGUCGUAACUGGAGAAUCGUAUCAUCUUCUUGCCAAAGCUCUUGCAUAUGCGGAGGAUUACAAAGCUGCAUUGAUUGCCGAGAAGUCAGCGUAUCACAUUUUCCAUGCUGUGUUCGGAGCCGAGCAUCCAAGAACAAGGGAAACAGAACUAUUACUUAGAGACUUGACUUCGAAUGCUGUACAUAAUGCUAAAAUGGCGUUGCAACAAAAGCAGGAUAAACCCCAGCGUAAGCCAACACCCAAUAGAACAGUUCCAAUCCAAUUAAGGACUGGACAUCAUUUAAACGAUAAUAAAAGUGCUUAUUCAUCUCAUCUUAGUGUGAUUGCUAGAAAUAUUUUUAUAAUAAUGUAA
Molecule: messenger RNA, 3462 nt
Organism: Dentiscutata erythropus
Lineage: Eukaryota; Fungi; Glomeromycota; Glomeromycetes; Diversisporales; Gigasporaceae
Source: the annotation of a GenBank genome assembly